This is a messenger RNA of Cuscuta epithymum, 1664 nucleotides long. NCBI's taxonomy places the organism in Eukaryota, Viridiplantae, Streptophyta, Magnoliopsida, Solanales, Convolvulaceae. The record is from the annotation of a GenBank genome assembly.
CCCUUAUCCUCUUACGAUCCACGAGGGAAAGAGUGCAGGGUUCUCCAGACCCGAUCUCGAAGAGGGAACUAGGCAACCAGCGAAGAACGUACGAAGCCAUCAAACCAGAUAACGAACGAACCACGUCAGAAAGCGCACAAGUACACUUCGCCAAAAGAAGACUAAAGUGAAUCAUAUGCGACAGGGAUCCGUUUGCUUUAUCGUCGGUCAAACAUCGUAAACCGAAAAGUAUCUUAUACUUUGGGACGGAGGGAGUAUUCUCUUUCACUAUUCUUAAUCUACCUACUUUUGAAAUGAGAAGAUUUUUAUGUUACGGAGGGAGUAAAUAAUUGAGUUUGGUAUUGCUUUAUGCAGGGCUUCCAGCAAACCUCCAACUCAAAAGAGAUUAACCAAAAUUCAGAGGGAAAGAAUGCAAUGUCGUGAGGAAUUUCAUAAAUUGUCAGGAUUCGCGUUAAAAGACUACAAUGAUAAACAUGGAACAUGCUUGGCGUUUUCUAGCAUUUUGGGCUACGAAAGUUCUUCUAUCCGGCGUGGUUAUACUGUGGGCUUUCACCGAAGAUUCACGGACUGGUUUCAUAUCAACAUCUAUGCUAGACACCUUGACGCCGGUCCCAGUGACAAACCACUGCUUUUGUUUGCUGAACUAUAUUCAGGCUUUGAUGAAGAAGAAGAAGAAGAAGAGCAUGUUCUUACUACAUUGUCGCUUGUUGAACCUAUGGGGAAUGAGUCUGGUUGUUCAUGCAUUUCAUGGAGGUUUCAUGCAUAAUUGUCUGAUGAAAGGACUUGAGGACAUGGACUGUAUCAGCAGAACUAGGUCUGUUCAAAAGACAACGACCAAAAAGCAGACCCAUGGGUUUGCUUUUUUGGCAAAAUUUGCACUAAAAGAUUACAAUAAAAAGCACAAAACAAAGUUGGAGUAUGUGAUGGCCGUGAAGCACCAUACUUUUGAAUGCAUGGGUCUUUCUAUGGACUUCAGAGAAAAGUAUACAACAUGGGACCAUAUGAACUUUGUGGCUAGGUGCAGUGACAGUGAUGGUAGCCACGAAGACCUGUUCUUGUUUGCUGAACUCUAUUUAGGGGAUGACAAUAAACCUGUGCUUGCCACAUUGUCACCCCUGAAUGAGAAUUUUACUCUUAAUGAGAGUGGAUGUCUCUAUUGCCCAAAUACCAUUUGUCACCCUCAUCGUGAUUAUCUGUAUUGUUGGAAAGGAAGUGGCGGGACGCCAAGGAAUCUUUGGCUCCUCUCUGGAGUUGCAUAGACUUCGAUGCCAUCACCACAGAUGAAGACAUGGUAGGCUGGACGACCAUAUAAAAUGUUUCUGACAAAACCACUGUUUUGAAGUUAUGUUCUUCGGUAUUCCUACUAAUUUCCAGUAGUUUAAAUGAAUUGUAUUUCCCUACUUUUGUGGAAGCAAAACUUUAUUUGGUUAACUUGUAAACAUUCUGAAAUCUAGUUAGCACUUUCAAGUUCUGUAAUCACGAUUGCAGCCAUGACUUAUCUGAGUAUUUCACUAUGUUGUAAAAACCGGACCGGAGAGUGACCCGGCCACAUGACCCGGUGGGUCAACCCGGUCAACGCCGGAAAACCGGUCAAUGAUUAUACGUCUAUAUAAUAAUAUUAAACAUAUAAUUAUAUGUAAAAUUAUAAUAAAAAUUAGUUAUUA